AUGAACGACGGUCAAGGAAAUGUUCCGUCCAGCUCAAAUCAGAUGACUCUUGUCCAGAACCAGGUCGUGGUGUCCCCAGAUGCUUACAGGAUGAACAUGGAACAGGUGCGGAAGGCCAGGGAGUACCUCGAUCGUGUUACGCAGGGGUUGGAUGCUGGUCUACAAAACUAUUGUCUGCGGGAGCAGGAGCUACAGCGCCAGAUUGAGGCAGGUCGUCAGGCAGAAAUGUUGCUAGUCCAGAUGAAAGGACGACAGAACAACGGUGCCCCGGACGGUGUGUCGGACGCAGGGGGAAGUACUAGUGCUCAUCCGUGGCCUGCCUCUGCAUCGAUACCUCUGCAGCACCCUCCUAGCAUGAAUGGGCCGUCCAACAACUCUCAAUCCAUGGGGGCUAAGGUCCAGGUGGCUCCCCUCGCCUCAAGUUAUCCACAAACCCAAGCUGCCCAACCGCCAACCAUGUCGUAUAGUGAUUGGGUGCAUAUCCAUCAGCAACAGCAGCAACAGCGGCAGCAGCAACAACAGCAACAGCAACAACAGCAACAGCAACAACAGCAACAGCAACAGCAACAGCGACAACAGCGACAACAGCAACGACAAGGUGGCCCAUCCGGCGUAUAUGCUCAACCAAAUCCUUACGCAACUACAACGGCUCAAACAUCAAAUUUUCAAAUUAACGCGAACCGAGUUUCUGGUCCCAAUCAGCGUCGUGGGAGCUUACCCAAUGGCGUCCAGCCAUCACAAGCAGCACCUGGAGGCGAAAGAAUUGCUCGUUCUCAGAAGACUUAUGCCUCCCAGAGUAGGCCGACGGCGGUGCUCGCACCAGAGACGAUCUACUAUGAGAUUCUCGCUAUUACUAGAAUACUCAGGCUAGAACAAGUCAAAUAUGUUGUGGCCAUAGUUUGUCAAAAGCUGCGAUACAAGUAUCCACUUGGCACGAUGGAUCUCGAAGCAAUCCUGGGAUCUAAACCUGAGCAGAGUACCAGAAAUCAGCAGCAGUAUGAACAAAUUGGCACAUACAUAGCAUCAAAAUUGAAGGCUUGUGCUGAUGUCAAUGGUGAUGUUAUAUUGCAGCUACUCAGAAGAGUGGUGGAUACUUCUAAAAAUACUGUUUUACCACCACUUCCACAGUCAGAGGCAUCUUCCUCUGGCACAUCAAUUGGUGUAGGGAGUAUCCCAGUUACCCAGCUGUCUUCUUCAGUCAUCCCACAUGGCCAUCAGCCUGAGCAGAGCAACAAUGCCUCUUCUUUGGCUUCUGCAUUCCCACUUGCUGCUUCAGUGAUCCCUGUGCAACAUCCUGCUCAGACUGAUACUUUAAGGCCUGUUACCAAAUUUGUAGAAGGAAUGUCUCAACAGCAAGCUCAGCCACCUAGUGAAAGCCUCAUUCCUCAGUCCUCUACUCUGAUGACACCUCCACAAGUGGUUGCAGCUCCUGAAACUGCACAGAGUUCAUGGACACCAGCUCAAGCCAACAAGACACGUCUCGCACAAGACAUCAUGCGCUCGUUAGGCCGUCCGACUUAUGUGUCCACCGCAUUGAUUCCCGCGACGCCCACCAAGAAUUCAGCGGAGGUCACAAAGCGAAAGCGGUCGUUAUCCAUAUCUUCAUCACCGGCCGAGAAGAAGCAGAAAUUUGAGGGUAACGCUGCGUCGACCGAAGUCGAGGAGAUAAGCACUGACGGUGCCUUGGAGCUUGCGGUGUGGCAGCGCGUAAACGUCGAGAACGCGGAGGGGCUGGAGUUGAGCUCGGGCAGCAGCACCAAUCGGCAUCCAGUGGAAGUAGAUGCGACAGGUUCUGGGCACCCAACGAACGAACAUACGGCAGGAUCAAGUAGUCUUGCCGAUGCGCUGAAUGUGAACAAGGUGGUGAUUCCGGGUCUUGAGACCGACUUGCCGGGGUUCCCUAUACCUGAUAUGCCUAUCUCGCUGGAACUUGGAUCGCUUCCUACGGAACAGAGCGCACAUAAUGCUGACGGCGUGCAGAUUGCAUCUGACGCGGAGCUGUCAGUGCCUAACAUGGAUACAUACAACGCUAUUCAGUCGUCAUCGAUGCCUCAGAGUCCAGCGACUGGGCCACCCUCGUCGCGAGUCUCAUCACCAGAGAAUACACAAUUCACGGAUAUCGAAAUAAAGUCAGGUACCUCAACGAUGAAGACGCCGCUCUUCCUGCCCUCGCCUGCAAGUUCACCUGGACGAUCACUAGAUGAGGCAAAGUCGAGGAGUCUGGAUGAUGGAGACGUUACUGCGAAUGGUUUUGUGCUCCAUACGGAUCUGCUUAGUAGUGCUUCCGUUGCGACUGAAGGUCAAUCAAGAGCAGAGGCCAGGUCGAAGGGCAAAGGGAAGAUGGUUUUGCGUGACGUAGAAGUCAUGAUUCCGAAGCGACAGCUAAGCGCGAAAUUAUCCAAGAGUACUAAGGCCAUACAACGUAGAGGCAAAGACGAUGUGUACGUGUCCAUACCACCUCCCCCGUCAUGGGUGCAAAGGGUAAAGACAUGGGAGACGGGAAAGAUGAAGCAAGCAUUAGAGCAGAUUGAUGAUGAUAGUAAUGCUGGUAACGAAGCUGCGGACGACGAGGAACAAAGGAAGGAAGAGCAGUUGCAACAGGAAGCAAUUCAACUCUCGCACACACGUUUACGCGAGUUAACCUGUCGCUGGCGGGGUUGUGAAGCAACCAUGAAUUCUGCAGGGAAGCUGAUGCAACAUGCAGCCCUCCAUGCAUGCGACAAGGAUGACCCGUUCAUGUGUGAAUGGCAAGGAUGCGCACAUACGUUUAACUAUAAGACCGACCUUUUACAUCAUCUACGAAGACAUGCGACACAUCCCAUGUACUGUGCGUAUGAGGAUUGUGAUCGAUCAUUUGCAUCCUCGAAAGAGCUACUCCAGCAUCAUAGAUCAUACAGACAUAAAGGACAAUCUGUUCGGACGACAUCAGAACUGCUUAGUAGCUCAAAUGCUGCGACAUUACCUCCUCUUCCAGAGGAGGUUCCAUCGUCUAUGAUGGAAGAAAGGCGAGUAUGCCAGCAUCCAAUGUCAAGACGUGUACACCAAUGGCUAUCCGCCCAGGUUCUUGAGAAUAUCUCGUCAUAUAAGUUUUUCGGACGACGACAGUACGCAGGCGCGCCUACACGGUCCUCUCGGCGGCUCGCACAAGCUAUCGAAGCUGUUGAGCAGGGCGGUGCGGACGCGGAGGAGCGUCUCGAACUCGUGCGUCGGAUGCCACACGACGAGUACGAAAACAUUGCACGCGGAAGACCCCUCAAGGCGUCGCAACGUUGCGAUGAUGUGCCCUCGGAUGAGGCGACGGAUAUGUGCGCCCGCGGGCUUGUGCUGUUCCCGCCACUUGGCCUCGACAUGCGUGCCAUGCUCGAUGACUCGGACGCCCCAGGCUUAGAUCUGAACAGUGGCAAAGCGAAAAGCGAGCCCAAUGAGUUGCAUGGAGCGGACAAUGCUGGAGAGUUAAAUAGGAUGGGCAGUGGACUGAACGAGUCUAGUGUGAUGGAUGUUGAUGCAGCCGAGCCGGUAGCAAGUGGCAGUGGCCUCAUUCGCGAUGAUCACCGGUCGCAAGGUGAACUGCAAAAUAGGCCUGAAGCGGACUUGGUAGGCGUUGUCUCUCCACGCCGCUCGGCGGAUGAUCCUCAACCUGCUGAGCUGUCUAGGGAUGAGGAUGCGGUAGAGUCGCUUUUAUGA
Molecule: messenger RNA, 3684 nt
Organism: Fibroporia radiculosa
Lineage: Eukaryota; Fungi; Basidiomycota; Agaricomycetes; Polyporales; Fibroporiaceae
Exons: 14
Coding region: 1-3684 (1227 amino acids)
Biological process (GO): regulation of transcription by RNA polymerase II
Molecular function (GO): DNA-binding transcription factor activity; RNA polymerase II cis-regulatory region sequence-specific DNA binding
Source: RefSeq, a predicted model, not a curated record